CACAAAAAUUCGAUUACAUAUGCUGGGCCCAAAGGCCCAACAAAUCCAACGGCCCACAUUAAUCAAGUCACACAUUUGUACGUAUAUUAUAUACAUAUAUAUAUAUAUAAUAAAUUGCUGCUAUAAGAAGCAAAACAUUAACAUCCCUGCAAUAUGUUCCCCAAAUUCCCCCACCACCCUUCUCCGCCGCUGUCCCACCGCGGCGCCGCCCCGGAAACCGAUACCAAAUCCCACAGCCCCCUCGGCGGAGGCAGCGGCAUCCCCCUGCCCCCGCCGCCAGUUCCCAACGACGGCGCCAGCAUCGAGGUCAUCCGCCGCCCCCGAGGCCGGCCGCCGGGCUCCAAAAAUAAGCCCAAGUCGCAGGUCGUCGUCGCGCGGGAGCCGUCGGAGCCCACAAUGAGCCCCUACGUGCUCGAACUCCCCGCCGGCGCCGACAUAGUGGAGGCGACGGCGAGGUUCUCCCGGAAGCGCGGCAUCGGCCUCUGCAUCCUCAGCGGAAACGGCAUCGUCACCGACGUCACUCUGAAGCAGCCGUCGGCGGCUCCCGGCGCCGUCGUCAGCUGCCGCGGUCGCUUCGAUAUACUGUCGAUUUCCGGCACGAUACUCCCGGCCGGAGCCGGCGGGGGGGACGCCGCCGCCGGGAACGGGAUGUUCACACUGUCCCUGGCGGGGCCCCACGGGCAGGUGGUGGGGGGUCUGGUGGUGGCCCCUCUUGUCGCCGCCGGCACGAUUUAUCUGGUGGCGGCUACGUUCAACAACCCGACUUUUCACCGGCUGCAGCAGACGGAGGAGGAGCAGGAUUUGGCGGCAGCCGGCGGAAAUGGGAGACAUGAGUCGGCGGUGGCAGGUGGAGGUGGCGGCGGUGGAGUUUCGAUGUACAACUACCAGCCGGCCGGCGACGUUGUAUGGCCGCCGGCGGGUAGGCAGCCGUACUGAUAGACACCUCCGAUUAUUUUGUGAGAUAUAUAUAUAUAUAUAAUAUAGAUUGACCGGCGUUCACAUUUGUGUGAGUCUGCUCUGCUGAAACUGAAAUUCCGUAGUUGUCGUUUUAUCUUUAGGGUUGAAGGAGUUAUUGGUCGUUGUGAUCAUUUAUUUAUUUAAUUAAUUACUUUAAUGUUUAUACAUGAACUUUAUCUUA
This is a messenger RNA of Andrographis paniculata, 1138 nucleotides long. Its product is annotated as AT-hook motif nuclear-localized protein 28-like. Gene Ontology annotation, molecular function: minor groove of adenine-thymine-rich DNA binding; DNA-binding transcription factor activity. The transcript has a single exon. Gene Ontology annotation, cellular component: nucleus. Lineage: Eukaryota; Viridiplantae; Streptophyta; Magnoliopsida; Lamiales; Acanthaceae. The record is from RefSeq and is a predicted model, not a curated record. The coding region runs from base 154 to 936 and encodes 260 amino acids.